Neltuma alba is the source of this 555-nucleotide messenger RNA. RefSeq lists its product as uncharacterized. Lineage: Eukaryota; Viridiplantae; Streptophyta; Magnoliopsida; Fabales; Fabaceae. The record is from RefSeq and is a predicted model, not a curated record. The transcript is spliced from 2 exons. Bases 1 to 555 code for a protein of 184 amino acids.
AUGAUUGAUUUGAUUUGCCAACCUCUCAAGGGUAUUGACGUGAUUAUUGGUAUGGAUUGGUUAUCAGCAAAUAAUGCCAUUUUGGAUUGCAAAAGGAAGAUGGUAACUCUUUCUUUGUGCACUACGACAGUUGAGGCUAUUAAUGGUCUUUUGUGGUUGUCUGCUGCUCAAUCAACUAAGUGUAUUCAGAAGGGUUUUCAAGCCUACGCUUUUUUCUUUUACAUUAGUAAGGAUAAAGAAGUUGGUAUAGAGCAAAUCGAGGUCGUAAAGGAGUUUCUUGAAGUAUUUCCUAUAGAAGUGUUCGGUUUACCCCCUAAGAGAGAAGUUGAGUUCUCCAUUGAGUUAAUGCCAGGGACAACUCCAAUUUCGAAAGCACGGUACAGAAUGUCACCUUCUGAAUUAGUAGAGUUGAAAAAGCAAAUGGAAGAGUUACUUCAAAAAGGAUUUAUUAGACCAAGUGUCUCACCAUGGGGAUCACCAGUACUAUUUGUGAGAAAGAAGGAUGGGAGCCUGAGAUUAUCAGCUAAUGGGAUCAACGAUGUUUUCCAAAAUUGA